AUGAUCGGAGCGGACGCGACUGCUGUCGGUGGCGUUAUGGCUCUUAAUGCAGACGAGGCUCACACGGAGUAUUUUCGCGUAGGUAUUGAUGUUGGAGGCACAAACACGGACGCGGCGUUGGUAGGGUUCCCAGCAGACGCGGCCAGGAACGAGGGCAUCAAGCCUUACGUGGUAGCAAAAUCCAAGGCGGAAACAUCGGCGGACAUCACGACCGGCAUCUGCGAGGCGCUGGAAGCGGUGUUCGACAAGACAAGUGUGUCUCGCUCGAGGAUCUUGUCCGUGAAUAUCGGGACCACCCACUUCAUCAACGCCAUCGUCCAAGCGGACAGGACGAAAAUCAACCGCGUGGCUGUCUUGCGGUUAUGCGGCCCGUUCUGCCGUGAAGUCGAGCCAUUUGCUGGUUUCCCACCGAGGUUGAAGGACGCGGUCUGCGGGUAUUGGGCAUACCUCAACGGAGGAUUGGAGAGCAAGAGACCCAACCCCUUACAAAGACUCGACGGACGGAUCAUCACGGAGGUUGAUGAAGAAGAGGUUCUUCGGCACACCCAAACCAUCAAGGACGCCGGCAUCGUCUCGGUCGCUGUCGUGGGCGUCUUUUCUCCCGUCGACACCGCUCCGGUGACUCAGGAACAAAGAGUCAGGGACCUCAUCCUGAAGCAAUAUCCGGGCUGCCACGUCGUCUGCUCGCGUGACAUUGGAGCUGUUGGGCUUGUGGAGAGGGAAAAUGCCUCAAUCUUGAAUGCGGCAAUCCUCGAUCUGAGCCAGAAGACCAUCACCGGGUUCGAACGAGCCAUGAUCCGAUCGAAGCUUGACUGCAGACUGUACUUGACUCAAAACGAUGGGACGGUGAUGAGUGCGAGCGCCGCGCGGCUGUCGCCCAUCAGGACAUUCUCCUCUGGUGCCACCAACUCCCUCAUCGGAGGUAUCUUCUUGACAGGGAUCCAGAACCCGGACUCAAUGAUCGAUUUGAAGAGCUCCCAGGUGAUACUGGUGGAUGUUGGGGGUACGACCUCGGACUUCGCGGCACUGUCCCCCACGGGCUUUCCCAGGGAGGCGCCUUCGAUUGUCGAAAUCGGAGGCGUUCGAACCGCCUUUCGCAUGCCGCAGGUCUACAGUAUGGGCCUGGGAGGUGGAUCCCGUGUGCAGGAAGUCGACGGCGAGGUGUCGGUAGGCCCUAUAUCGGUGGGAUACAAACUGGCCACGGAGAGCCGCUGCUUUGGAGGAGACGUCUUGACUGCCACCGACAUUGCCGUUGCAAGAAAUCAAGUCGGCUCGAUUGUCCCCAAGUGGAACGGCACCCCUCCUGAUCGACGUGUCGUUGAAAGGGCGUCUCGCCGGAUCAAGAAGCUCCUGCAACGGGGCGUCGAUGCGAUGAAGACUUCCGAUCUUGACGUGGUUCUUCUCCUCGUCGGAGGCGGCUCGAUCAUCCAGAUGGACGACCUGGAGGGGGUUUCGAAAUGCCUGCGCCCGGCCUAUUACGAUGUAGCAAAUGCAGUCGGUGCAGCGAUUGCGAAGGUAUCCGGCGAAUUGGACACCGUCCAAAUCCCUAACGGCCGAACACAUCAGGAAAUCCAGAGAGAGCUCUCUGGGAAAGCAAUUGAGCUGGCGGUACAGAAUGGGGCACAGCCUGGCACCGUCAAGAUCGUUGACGUGGAGUUUAUCCCACUGCAGUAUAUGAAAAAUGAGGCCGUGAGAGUGAUCAUCAAAGCGAUUGGCGAACUUGGGACUUCCAGGCCCUCUCAAGAACAUUCCAUCUUAUCCCCAGACUUGUCUCAGGUUGAGGUCAACGGAAUAGUACAGAGUCAGAAAGAUCAGACCCAUCCUGAACAACCCGCCAUAAGCAGUGGCACCGACAUUGACGUGUCCAGCUACGUCCCUGCAGUAUCAAAGGAGAAAGGGGAAUGGUACCUGUCAGAGACCGAUCUCGAAUUCAUUGCUGAUGGCUGUGGUGUGCUCGGGACAGGUGGAGGCGGCCCAACGUAUUCAGGUCUUAUGCAUUCGAAACAAGCCGUGCGAACGUCCCCAGCGAACAGAAUGCGUGUCAUUGAGGCCGCUUCGGUGAGGGACGAAGAUCCGGUGGCGACGGUUGCAUAUAUUGGUGCCCCGACAGUGUUCAAUGAACGCCUUUGCGGCGACAGUGAUCUGUACAACGCCGUGUCAGGGUUGGCAGCUCACUUGGGUGUCCCCAAGCUUCGCGGCAUCAUUCCAGGCGAAAUUGGCGGAUCCAAUGGCAUGAGGGCGUUUGCGGCGGCGGCGCAAUUGGAUAUUCCAGUCAUCGAUGCCGAUACCAUGGCCAGAGCGUUUCCGCGGAUAGAUCUCGAGCUUCCCGCCGUCUUCGGUGCAACCAAACCAUAUCCAGCGGUGAUGGCGGACGCGCGAGGGAACAUCCAGGUCAUCGCAUCGGCCGAUAACCAGAGGAGGCUGGAAAACCUGGCGCGGGCGAUCUGCAUCGAGUUCGGCAAUAUGACUGGCUUCAGUCGCUCGAUCGGGGGCGAAGUGACGAGAAAAUACUGUCCUCACAACACCAUCUCCCAGACCUGGUACAUCGGUCGAGCCAUCCACAUUGCGCGCCAGAGGAAGGAGAGUGUCAUCGGUGCGGUGCUUGACGUCCUUCCCGGUGCCGUUUUACUAUACCAUGGCAAGGUUGGGAACGUCACCAAUUCGACGCGAGGGGGCUGGUCGUUUGGAACGACGAUUCUCAACCCAGAUCACGACGAUGACGACGACGACGAGUAUGCACAAGAAGCGCUGCACCGGAGUCAUCGGCCCAUGCUCCUCGAGUUCCAGAACGAGUAUCUCCACGCCGCCCUGGUGUCCGCUUCAGCGUCGCAGAGACCUGAAACCGUCUGCUCUUCGCCCGACAUGAUCACCGUCUUGGAACGACCCAGCGGCGUCCCGCUCGCGACCAAUGAACUCCGGUUUGGCCUUCGUGUCGCUGUGGUUGCCUACCCAUGUCACGAGCUCUGGAAGACUCCCGAGGGAAUCAAGGCUGCCUGCCCCGCGGCAUUUGGGAUUGACACCAAGUACACGCCUCUGCCAACGCAAUGGACGAGACCAAGGUCGGUCAUUGAAGAGUAUGCUCGAUGA
Molecule: messenger RNA, 3087 nt
Organism: Cladophialophora immunda
Lineage: Eukaryota; Fungi; Ascomycota; Eurotiomycetes; Chaetothyriales; Herpotrichiellaceae
Exons: 12
Coding region: 1-3087 (1028 amino acids)
Biological process (GO): glutathione metabolic process
Cellular component (GO): cytosol
Molecular function (GO): 5-oxoprolinase (ATP-hydrolyzing) activity
Source: RefSeq, a predicted model, not a curated record